AGAUAUGGGAGACUAUGUAGAAUUAUCCAUAGCAUUCUCAACACCAGCCGCGAAAAUCGCCACUCUCAAGGAAAAAAUCACAGAAUACUUGGUACAGAACCCACAUAAUUGGUAUCCAGAAGCCAUGUUGAUGGUGAGAGCGAUUGAGAAUGUGAACAAACUGAAAAUGAAUCUGCUCUUCCAGCACACGAUGAACUUCCAAAAGUUUGCAGUGAAGAGUCUCAGGAGAACCGAGCUGAUCAUCGCGGUCAAGCAAAUACUCGAGGCUCUUGAGAUCGAUUACUCCCUCCUUCCUCAAGAUGUUCAUCUCACUGGGCAAAAGUGAUCGUUUCCUUCUUCCUUUUUGCAUUUUAUUUCACUACUACCUGUGUUACCUUCAUUUGCUUCUUAAUAACCUAUAUUUUAUCUA
Camelina sativa (false flax) is the source of this 409-nucleotide messenger RNA. The record is from RefSeq and is a predicted model, not a curated record. Lineage: Eukaryota; Viridiplantae; Streptophyta; Magnoliopsida; Brassicales; Brassicaceae.